GGCUGGCAUUCACCCACGACCCCCCUUUCCUGCUAUGAUGGUCCGUCAGUAGCAGGUUCCCGACCCCCGGGGCAUGUGGGCAGAACUGGCCGCAGUCAGGUGCUCGGGGCCACAGGAGUUCUAGGGCGCUCCGAGGGCAGCUCUGCCUGCUGCGUUCUCCGGUGCUUGUGGAGAUGCCCAAGUGACAGUCGAGCUAGUGAGGACGAGAACGUUCCCUUUUGGCCCCAGUCCGCUGCAUUCAUGGCGCUGCGGGCCAGCCUGGUGCCCCUGUGCUGCUUGGCACUUCUGGCCCUACCGGCCCAGAGCUGAGAGCCCGGCCGGGGGCCGGUUGGCAGGCGCCGCUACGUGCGCAAACAACUCGUGCCGCUGCUCUACAAGCAAUUCGUGCCCAGCGUGCCCGAGCGGACCCUGGGCGCCAGUGGGCCGGCCGAGGGGAGGGUGACAAGGGGCUCCGAGCGCUUCAGAGACCUCGUGCCCAACUACAACCCAGACAUCAUCUUCAAGGAUGAGGAGAACAGUGGGGCCGACCGUCUGAUGACCGAGCGCUGUAAGGAGCGGGUGAAUGCGCUGGCCAUCGCCGUGAUGAACAUGUGGCCCGGAGUGCGCCUUCGAGUGACCGAGGGCUGGGACGAGGAUGGCCACCACGCUCAGGACUCACUUCACUAUGAAGGCCGUGCCUUGGACAUCACCACGUCCGACCGCGACCGCAACAAGUACGGGCUGCUGGCGCGCCUGGCAGUGGAAGCCGGCUUCGACUGGGUCUACUAUGAGUCCCGCAACCACGUCCACGUGUCGGUCAAAGCUGACAAUUCCCUGGCGGUUCGGGCUGGAGGCUGCUUUCCGGGAAAUGCCACCGUGCGCCUGCGGAGCGGCGAGCGGAAGGGACUUCGGGAACUGCAUCGCGGAGACUGGGUGCUGGCGGCCGACGCGGCAGGCCGUGUAGUGCCCACUCCCGUGCUGCUCUUCCUGGACCGGGACUUGCAGCGCCGGGCCUCGUUCGUGGCUGUGGAAACCGAGAGGCCCCCACGCAAACUGUUGCUCACGCCUUGGCAUCUGGUGUUCGCCGCCCGAGGGCCAGCGCCGGCUCCGGGCGACUUUGCACCGGUGUUCGCUCGCAGGCUACGCGCUGGGGACUCGGUGCUGGCGCCCGGCGGGGACGCGCUUCGGCCAGCGCGCGUGGCCCGCGUGGCGCGGGAGGAAGCCGUGGGCGUGUUCGCACCUCUGACUGCGCACGGGACGUUGCUGGUCAACGACGUCUUGGCUUCGUGCUAUGCGGUUCUGGAAAGUCACCAGUGGGCGCACCGCGCUUUCGCUCCUUUGCGCCUGCUGCACGCUCUGGGAGCGCUUCUCCCCGGCGGGGCUGUGCAGCCGACUGGCAUGCAUUGGUACUCUCGGCUUCUCUAUCGCUUGGCGGAGGAGCUGCUGGACUGAACGGCCCAGGCAUAGAAACCUCUGGGAGCCUACUUGGGGAUAUGGACAGGAGGGAGGGAAGGAUAGGGAGAAAAAGCGGCUAUAGGGAGCGGCCUGGUUAGGGGCGACUUCCCAGGUCCCAGGUGGAGUUGAUGGUGGACAUUCCUUCAUGAGGACUGUGUUUAGUCUCUUCCCUAGUGCUUCAGCCCCACCUGAUAAUUUUAUUUUAUUUUUUAUUUAUAAAUUGUAAUAUAAGUAUCUGCUUGCCCGCCUGCCAAAGUGAGAGGCUGGGGCAUAGCCUUAACACUAUCCGACACGGCCAGUCUGAUGCCUGACAUUUUCCUACUGGUGGGCUAAUAAAGGGAAAGCUUCCAGGACCUUAUUGGAAAACACUUCCAUUCCAAGGGUGAUUCAUCCCCAAAGAAAGGGAGAAAAGGGGACUAACCCUAACCCUCACCUUUACUUGCUCCUUUCUCAGCUGGAUCUUGAGACUCUAUUUCUUGAGAUCUUACUUCUUCCCUAAGAGGGGGCUUGGCAGUCUAUCAGCAACAUGAUCCAGAAGAGUCCUCCCUUCUCUAGGUUACUGGUCCCACUUCCCACCAAGACAGGACAGCCAUUCUGCCUCCCUGGUCGCGUGCUGACUGUUGGGUGGACCAGGGCUGUCUGGGGAGCAGGAAGGCCCUUGCACACCCCUUCUCUCUCUUACUCCCUUUGGGUAUUGAUAUUCAAAGCACCUUGGUCCCAUGUUUUGUUUUGUCUUAAGGGUUGGGUUUUUUGUUUGUUUUGUUUUGUUUAGGUUUUUA
Molecule: messenger RNA, 2213 nt
Organism: Tupaia belangeri chinensis (Chinese tree shrew)
Lineage: Eukaryota; Metazoa; Chordata; Mammalia; Scandentia; Tupaiidae
Gene: DHH
Product: desert hedgehog signaling molecule
Exons: 3
Biological process (GO): smoothened signaling pathway; intein-mediated protein splicing; multicellular organism development
Molecular function (GO): calcium ion binding; patched binding
Source: RefSeq, a predicted model, not a curated record